AUGGAUCAAGAAAACGAAAGAAGCAUUAGUAGGUUAUGGAGAACCUUUAGAACCGUGAAGGAGAUGGUCAGAGAUAGAGGUUAUUUCAUUACACAAGAAGAAAUCGAUUUGUCCUUGGAAGAUUUCAAAGCUAAUUACACAGACCCAAUGGGUAGACCAGAACGUAAAAAGAUGUCCUUCCAAGCAAACCCAAUAGAGGAAGCCAUUGCAAAGUUCCCAGAUAUGGGUAGUAUGUGGGUGGAAUUCUGUGACGAAAUCAGUGUUGGUGUUAAGACCAUGAAGACUUUUGUCAUACAUAUUCAAGAAAAGAAUUACCAAACAGGUAUCUUUGUUUAUCAAAACAAUAUCACUCCAAGUGCUAUGAAGUUGGUUCCAUCGAUACCACCAGCUACAAUUGAAACUUUCAAUGAAGCCUCAUUGAUUGUUAAUAUUACACACCACGAAUUGGUUCCAAAACAUAUCAGAUUAAGUGAGGAAGAAAAAGUUGAAUUAUUGAAAAGAUAUAGAUUAAAAGAGUCUCAACUACCAAGAAUCCAAAGAGCUGAUCCUGUAGCAUUAUAUUUGGGUCUGAAGAGAGGUGAAGUCGUCAAGAUCAUCAGAAAGAGUGAAACAUCCGGUCGUUACGCAAGUUACAGAAUUUGUAUGUAG
Molecule: messenger RNA, 648 nt
Organism: Maudiozyma saulgeensis
Lineage: Eukaryota; Fungi; Ascomycota; Saccharomycetes; Saccharomycetales; Saccharomycetaceae
Source: the annotation of a GenBank genome assembly